This is a messenger RNA of Portunus trituberculatus (swimming crab), 10222 nucleotides long. RefSeq lists its product as uncharacterized. The record is from RefSeq and is a predicted model, not a curated record. Gene Ontology annotation, cellular component: extracellular region. Gene Ontology annotation, molecular function: peptidase inhibitor activity. NCBI's taxonomy places the organism in Eukaryota, Metazoa, Arthropoda, Malacostraca, Decapoda, Portunidae.
GGCAGGGAACGGACGCAGCCGCUUGCCCUCCUCGCUCGCGCUGCUCGCAUCUUCACCUUCGCUGUCUUUCGUGUCGUCCUCGGGAACCCAAACCUGAGCCUUCCACCGCCUCGACACAGCAAGAGGCUUCUGUCCCCCUCUCUCUCCACGCCCAGGCUGAAGAAACAAUCUGGCAAUUAACGCAAGCAGAUUCUGAGGGCAACGUGGGUGAAAGACUUGAGGUUGCUGAGAAGGGAGAUCUAUUCCUCUUGGCCUCCUCUUUACCUUCCGAGACUUUUGAAGGAGUAGAGGAGCGGGAGAUAAGGAAGAUCAGGCAGGCGGUGCAGGAGAAAGUCCCAAAGAGGAUCAUGAGGGUGCAGGGUGCCGGCAAGAGGAAGAGGAGAAAGGAGGAGGACGAGGAGGAAAAUAAGGAGCAUGUGAGAAGCAAGUGGCGAUUCUCCUCUUCGAGUUUGCCCGCCGGAAGACACCUGGCGGCGCCCCUCCUGCUGUUGCUGCUGCUACUUGUUGCAGAGAGCCACGCAGAGGCUACUACCAGAUCGAGACGCCGCGGCCUGGAGAGCUACACCGAGAUGCUACAUGGCAUUGACCCAGCAGGAGGCGGCAGCGGCGACGACAGAGGCGUGGGAGGAGGAAGUGGUGGAGGCGGAGUCAGUGAGGAAGUUAAAGGCACUGAUGGACUUGUGGGAGACGGAGUUGGAGUUGAAAUUGGCGGACUGGGAGGAGGAGGACCCGGAGGAGGAGUACCCGGCGGUGUAGCAGGAGGGGAGGGUCAAUGUAUGCCUUUCACCACGGGGAGAGGGGAAGCAGCGCCCUGGACCCCCGCAAGACUUAUCUCAACCCUAGGAACGCCCCCUCAGACUCUUGCCCGAGGGAUGAGGCGGCCAUAGCGAGAAUGGGUCGAACGUGUCUCAGGAAAUGCAGCAACGAUGGUGACUGUCUGAGCAGGCGCAAGGUGUGUCUGUGUGACGGAGUGUGUGGCCUCAGCUGCAUCAAGCCAGACAAGGAGUGCGUGGAUUUGGACAACCCUCCUAAUGGUUUUGUGGACGUGAAAGGGAAAGUAGUGGGCUCUGUGGCUACCUACAGUUGCAAAGAGGGUUACCAUCUUAUAGGACAGGUCACUCGACACUGCCAAGCCAACGGGAUCUGGACCUCCGCGCCUCCUGAGUGUAGAGAAAACCUAUACUGCACGGACCCGCCCAUCAUCCCCAAUGCGCGCCACAACGGGAAGGAGGGCCAGACGCGCUUCGAAGUGAACCAGAAACUCCAGUUCUCUUGCUACGAAGGCUACACCACCAGAGGGUUCUUCGAGGCCAAGUGUCUUCUGUACAACAAUACCAUGCAGUGGUUUGGCCCAGAGAUUGAGUGUGAACCCAAGACGUGCGGGGACCCUGGCGACAUCUUGAACGGCUUUAAGGAAGGGAACUGUUUCACCUUCUCCUGCCGCGUCACUUACAACUGCCGGCCGGGCUUCGAACUGGUGGGGCCCAAGAAUUACUACUGCCAGCACGACGGAACCUGGAGGCCGAGGGAACUGCCAGUGUGCUCCCCCGUGCAAUGUGAGAUCCCAGAGAACCCCGAGAACGGCAAGGCAAUCUUCAUAGCGGUCUCGUACAACGCUGUGGUGUCCUAUGAGUGCGAGUACGGCUUCAUGAUCGUGGGCUCGCCAACUCGCCGCUGCGGACCGGACAAAAAGUGGAGUGGCAUCGAACCCAAGUGCAAACGUAUCGACUGUGGGCAUCCAGGUCACCUGUCGAACGGGUGGCUGGAAAACAUCGACCAGGGCACGGCUCUCGGCUCCUCCAUCAUCUUUCGCUGUUUCGCCAACAUGAGCAUUGUGGGCGACCAGUCCACCGUGUGCCAGGCCGAUGGCUCCUGGAGCAAGCCGCUGCCCAUGUGUUUGGCACCGUGCAUCGUGCCCAACAUUGAGUACGGCAGACUGCGCAACGAGACUCGCUCCGGCAUGCAGGUGACACACGGCCAGACAAUUGACGUGCAGUGUAAUGAGAACUUCGAGUUAGCGUACAGUCAGGCGCCCUCACUCUGCUACAAUGGCACCUGGACUAACUUCCCGCGCUGCCAGCCAGCCCGGUGCAAGAGGCUGCCGGAGAGGCCUCGCCACGGCAUGGUCAUCGCACCUAAGACAGACCACGGUAGGAUGGCUCGGUUCCGCUGCAAGGACGGUUAUGUGCUUGAAGGGAACUAUACCACCACUAGAUGUCAUUACGGUAACUGGACCAACCCAACCCCGAAGUGCCGAGAAGUAUACUGUCCAUUCCCGGGCGAGCUGGAGAACGGGCGGGUGCUUCUAGUGGGUAAUAUGGGAAUGUACGACUACAGAUCCUACGUGAAGAAGGUGAGAAACAACCGCCAGCUGAGGUUCUCGUGUAAUCGUGGUUUCUUCUUGGUGGAGGGGCCGCCGGGAGCCACAUGUGUGCACGGCAGCUGGAGCCCCAAGGAAAUGCCGAGAUGUGACCCCGAUCUACACCCGAGACUACGUUGGGUAAAGAGAUCACUGAACGAGGAGCAGUUGACCCCGACCACUGAGCUGCCCGUCCUCGAGGGUCCCUUCCUGGAGGACGAGACCAGCGAGGAGGACGAGGACGACGAGGACGAGGCCGAGGAGGAGGAAGAAGAGGAAAAGGAAGAGAAGGAAAUGGAGGAGAACGAGGUGAAUAUGAUAAGCGGUAAUAAUGAACUGGAGGGAGGAAGUGACAGUGGGAGAUCGAAACUCAUCAGCGACGAGGUGAAGACGACGAUGGCAACGACGGGCGGCGCCAGGUGGAGGAAAAUACUGCUGACGGGAACUAGUACCAGCACAAGCACAAGCACCAGCACCAGCACCGUCACCCCACGCCCCCUCCCGACUGACAACCCUAGCCGCCCCCUCUACCCCUCCACUCUUCUAUUCGGCGUUCUCAACUCCAAAGCAGAAGAGGACGGUCGCGUGAAGGCUUCCCUCGGAAGGACGCUACGUGGCCCCCUAGCGGACUAUUUCAAGGUUAUGACGGACAAUACGGACCCCACAACGCCCUCCCCGUCAGCGCCUGUCAAGCGAGUACCCAGGAAUGCGGUAGAUAAGAAGAGGAAGAGGAGGAACAAGUGGAAGAAGAAGGGCAAGCGAGACUCCCCAACACCCGUGCCUCACUGUGAUCCGAUAGCCAGCCAGCCGUACCUUCGCGUGGAGGUGGCACGGCGCGGCAGGGACAGCAACUACACAUACUCAGCCGGGGCGCGCAUCAAGGUGACGUGCCUGCAUGGGUAUGGCCUCAACAUCGGUAACAGGACGGCCAAGUGUGCACGACGAGGAAAGUGGAAGCCGAAGAAACCAGAAUGUGUGACGUUGCCUUGCUCCGUGCCCAAGACACCCCACGGCCAGUUCGAGUUCAACGGCAUGACGCUUCAGUCCCGAGAGAUCAUCAACCACAGUGAGGUAGUGAAGUUCUCCUGCCAGAGUGGUUACACCGUGGUGGGCUCAGAUGCCAUGCGCUGCUGGUACGGCGCCUGGGCUGUGACGGGCAAGACGCCGGAGUGUGUGGCCAACAACUGUGAACUGCCAGACCUCAGCCACGGGAAGUACAAGAGCGGGUACAAGAAAGGCCUCACGAUUAUUCACGGUGCCUCCAUCCCCUACACCUGUGACGAAGGUUUCCUCAUGAGCGCCCAAGACGUCUCCUGCUACUUGGGAAUGCUCAAGCCCGCGCCCCCAGCAUGUAUCCGCCCCGUGCGAACCCCGACCAAGCCCAAGAUGGUGGAGAAGGUUCUGCCCCACGCCGUGCCGCCACCUGGCCCCAUUAAGAAGGAUUCAUCUCCCUCAGAGAUGAUUAAGGGCAUCGUCGAGAACAGCAUUAGCAACAGGCUGACGUGCGGCGCGCCUGUGGUGGUGCCUGACUCACAAGGAUUCCUGAUGGACCAACCAAUCAGUGACGAAUGGACGUACCAGGACGGCGCAGAGGUCACAUUCACCUGCAAGACAAACAACAUCGGCGUCAAGACAACCUGGACAGUGACUUGUGUGAACGGGACGUGGCUAGGGGGUCGAUCGCUCACCACCUGCGGGGCUGACGGGGCUGACAGCACUGCCGCCACGCACUUUCCGCCCGAGGAAGAAGAGAUCGUGGACUGGGGAACGAGACCUUGCAAGUGGGAGAAGUCAGAGCCCAAAGUGGUGACCUUCUUUGAUGACGAGGAAAUAACCGAGGAGACGAUUUUUCAGCCAGGAGAAGAGUUGGUGUCUCGCUGUGUCGAUAUUGGGAAGUACUCGCUCACGGGCUCAAACAGAAGGAGGUGCAAGGACGGGACGUGGACUGGAGACAAGCCGAUUUGUGAAGGAUUGAGCCAGGAAAAUGAUUACUCUUUGGACAAACCCCCGACGAUUCUGUUCCGCCACGACCAAGGCCCCAUCGCCCAGAGCAACGACGGCAAGCUAGUAGUGUUCCCCGGCACAGUGCUCCACCUUGAGUGUCUCUUCAAGAGGAGGCAUGGAACACCCAAAUGGAACGUUUCCCUCUCCAGCACUCUCCUCCGCGGCAAGAAGAGGAGAAGGAAGGGCAGCAAGAAGGGCAUGAAGGGAGGAGGAAAGCGGAGAACUGGAGACACAUUAGUUCCUUACCCGAACGGCUGGGCUAACGCGCCUGGGAGGAACAUGCAGCUUGAGUACAGACUGACCAUCUCCAAGGCCCAACCUAAGGACAGCGGGUCUUAUGCUUGCACGACCCCGCUGGGAUUCAAACACGUGGUGACCGUCGAUAUUAGAGCUGUCUACUGCCCGGACAUGGAAAACCUUAACUUCACGGAGACCAACCCGUUACUCGUGUAUGAACCACUUAACGAAAACAAACUGUCCACCAUUAUCAGCUUCUCAUGCGUGCCGGGUUACUCUUUAGUGGGUGCCUCCAAGAUUAAAUGCUUACCCUCAGGAAACUGGUCGGCGCCCAUACCUGACUGUGAAAGUGAGCGUUCUCCUCCUCCUUCUCCGUUGGACAAAUGCACGCCGCCAAAGCCUCCUGAAAACGGCGUCUUUAUGGGGAAGAGCAUGCCGCCUUACCACGCCGGGGACAUGGUGGACGUGAAGUGCAACCAGAGCUACAUGAUGGAAGGCAAGCAGAGACUCGUGUGUCAGGAGGACGGCCAGUGGUCAGCUGAGGUGCCUAAGUGUAUACUCGCCUGCACCUACCCCGGCACCAUCAUAUCGGGCACCAUGAGCUCCAUCAAGUUCUACUACCCGAUCAACGACAACAUCACCUACACGUGCAGCGAUGGCUUUAAGUUGGACGGGGCGCGCUCUAUCGUAUGUCUGGAGGGCGGCAGGUGGUCGGCGCAGGUCCCUACGUGCCUGCCAGUCGAAUGAGGCAAAGCUACCUCCAACAGUAUACAAGAGGACGGGACCACCUCAUCGAACUCGUCUUUUUACUUAACGCAUCACAGAAAAUGAAGUUAUUUAGAGGGUGACUAAAUUAAUGUCUCCUGAUCAAUUUAUGAAGCUCCUGGUUGACAUAUAAGAUCAGUGUCUAUUUUUUUUCUCAAUACUGAAUAUGAACUCUUUCUCGUCGCGUAACACAUAAAAUGAAGUGAUCAAAAGGGGUACUAAAGUAACGUCUUUUGGUCAAUUUACAGAGCUCCAAACCGAUAUCCAGGAAUAAGACAAACAUAUCUUUUUACCUAAUCGUGAGCUAGUUAUUUCCUUCACGCAUCGCAGGAAAUGGAGUCAUAAGAAGGAGGAAGAAUACACAAACUCUAUACUGACAUAUCAAAGCAACAUCUCUCUUCCCUUGCAAAGAAAUGGUCUUUCUCUUCGGGCGUCACAGAAAAAAAAACAUAGAAAGGACUAAAACAAUAUCACAUGAUAAACGUAAAUUCUCAUUCGACAUGUAAAACCAUUAUCUCUUCUUGAACGCAAUCUUUAUAUGAAAUCGAACUCGUGUAUUUCCUCUGCACAUAACAGAAAACGAAGUCAAGAAAGGGGACACUUUAAAACAAGCUUCUAAUUGAUUAAUAUAAUGAAUAUGUUCUCUUCCCAUUCAUUGAGCACGAAAUCGAGGCAAUCGCCAACAAUCCUACAUCACACUCCUCAUUCCAGUAGAAAGAGAAAAUCAAACGCUGUAAAGAGAAAAUUCUCAACUGCAAUCGAUCUCCGCGCUUAUACCAAGACGAUGGAGGAGGAUUAAAAACUAUUAUCAAAGGAUACGAGGAUUUGGAGCUUAAAGAAACUGACGAUGCCGAGAGAGAGAGAGAGAGAGAGAGAGAGAGAGAGAGAGAGAGAGAGAGAAUGUGUUUUAUCACGUAAUCACUCACCGUACUGCAACAUAUCACAAUACAGUAUCACUACGUAAUGCUCACACACUAAGACUGCAAUAAGAAGGCGCCCCCUCGCCCCACUGCUCUCUCUCCUGUCCUCUCGCCCUUGUGAAUGCAGAGAAGGGGCUUCUGAUACCCUUACCGAGAGAGAGAGAGAGAGAGAGAGAGAGAGAGAGUGGGGUGCAUUGAGGACGCUUAUCACUAAACAGGCGCGGGUCAUGGUCGGUUAGAAUAAUUGGACAGGCCGGCGCCUCACCCUUGACAUAUCACGAUGUUCUCAAGCUACGUAUGUUGUCUCAUGCAAAGUGACGCACGUUUCGUACUGGCAAGCAAAUAUUACAGAUAACGAACCUACCGCCUUUAGUACUACAGACACAGCAAAUUAAGGAUGUAUUGAUGGACACGCAUGCACCUUAGAAAAUGGAAAGCUAUUUGAUAAUUAAGAGGUAGGGACUAUAUAUAUAUAUAUGAGGAGAGGGAUAAGUGGUCUGUUGUUAUACACUGUGCAAGAUAUACUACCCACGUGCCCAAAAUAAUUAUGCACAAGUCUCUAAUGUGAUCUGAAGGCUGGGCUCAACUUGGAACCUCCUCCUCGCGUUGCCUCACUCCCCGUCACAUCCUCCCAGGAAACAGUGGCGAGGGGGCGCGAUGGAGGCAAGCAAGAUUCAUUGUGAUAACACUGAAGACUGACUGAGACCACAGCUUCCACUCAACUACCGUCACUUCACCCACUCCCUCGAACCUGAAGGAGACGGAGCAGGAGUAGGAGUAAAAGAAGAGAGGGAGCUUUAAGAGUGUCCCUCAUUACGCCUCCAGCACCUCCUUCAGGCCAUAUGCAUCUUAUAGCCUUUAGAACGAUGUUAUCACUAUUGUCAUCUCACACUUUCCGUUUUUCUUUCUCGUCUCGAAUCGAAGUGAAGAGUUUUAUCCUAUAAUUACUACUAGCUUUACUCAAUUGACUGUUGAUGUAUUACGACUUUCUGGAGUCUAUUAAUUAACGUCUACGAGUAUCUAUGAACAAAAAAAAAUUUAUGAUGAUGUACUUUUAGCAUUGCUCACAACUGUACUUUCCACUCCUAGCACUUUUAACACUUCUAUGUCUCUCCUGUGCUGUCUGUGGACGUGUCUUAAGUCUGCUGCUGUUCAUUCUUCGCUCCUCAGACCCGUGCAUCGCUCAUUACGAUCAGGAUGGAUAGGAAUGAACAGAGAGAGGAUGUGGAUAUGAUGAGAAAGAGUGUGGAAGGACGAAAGAAGAAGAGAUAGUGAAAACAAUUGACUUAAUCCGAUUUUUCACCACUCAAACUAUAAGAAAAGAAUAGGAAAGGAGAAAAGGGAAAUUGAUCUAAUCCUGGCUAAUGUUGAUUCAAAUUGACGUAACUUUCAUCCUCACUCUUCAGAAAUGAAAGCCAAACUUCCAUUCUCUCGAAAACUUGCUCUGUAUUGGGUUUGGUCUCCUUUCAGCUUAGAGUGAGAGGCUUCAACACUUCUCCUAAAAACAAGACAAGUGUUUGAUAUAUGCAAAUGAAGCUUAUCUAUAUUACAUGGAGAGAAUACUAUAAUAACAGAUAAUCCCUUCUCCUUCUUCUCCUCCAUAGUAUUUCUGUUCCUCCUCCUCCUAAGUCCUUUUCAAUGUCGAUACCGGGAUCUCUUCUUCGUCCUGUCCUUUCUUCUAGCUGUCGUGUGUCGUCAUUCAGUGUCUGUUCUCUACUAUAUCCUCGUUGAAUCAUUAGCAUUAAGGAGGCAAUGGGGUCCUGGCUGGCGACAAAACUCCGCUAAACUUGAACGAAAAAAAAAGAGAGAGAAAAGAAUAUAUAUAAUGCCACAUUUUAACUUAUGGUGUCCCGUACUAUGCACCUUCCCCCCCCUCUACUCACCACCACGGCUCCUCCUCCUCCUCCUCCUCCUCCUCCUAUUCCUUCUUUUUUGUCCAAUGAAGAAAAGCUACUACUUACCAUACUCCUAAUUCUAUCCUUCCUCGGCUUUUUUGUCUUCAAUUCUCUUUCUUUCUCCCUCUUUUCAUUAACCAUAUCAUAUUUCUCUUUUUAUUCUUACUUGAUAACUACGAACAGUGUCUGCACAUACGACACACACACACACACACACACACACACACUCUUGGGUUGGAGUAUUCGUGUUAGCUACUAGAAUACAGUAUUUAAUCAUAUUCAGCAGCUGGAAAUCAGUGCUCUCAUGUAUAUUGGAAUGUUUAGGAAGAUAUUCGUAUUCUCUUUAUUAGCUGACAAAUAACCUCAUCAGAAAUAACAGAGGCUUUGCUCAUUACAUGUCUAGUUUCCUGAGUGGACAUGCAGGCAAUAAGUCUGCCUCGGCUUCCACUGUGUUUAACGUCUUCCUUCAAUCUCAUGUCCUUUGAUUACCUUGGAACCUUUAAAUUCUCAGAUUUUGUAAGGUGACAGGCAGCAUAUCGGAGAACUUACGGUUGAGAUGACGCGGUUAAGUUAGUGGGAAAAAAAUAAGGCACGUGAAUAUUUUUUUGAGUAUGACUGUACCUGAUGCCGCUUCUAAAUAUCAAAGUACAGAAUCUUAGAAUCUCAAAGGAUGUGAAAUGCGCUUUCUAUGACGAAUAACUAAGGGCGUAUAGUAGUAAAGAUUGUUUGUCGUCAGAAUUGUUCAUAAGGACAAAAGUUUGUACGAGUUUAUGAAAACGUAAAGCGCAAGAUUUGAAGCGCGAAUUUGUAAUAUUGACUUUAAGCAGUGCUGUAAAUUAUGCAUUUUAAUGAGUCACCUCAUUAAAUUUGUUUAUGCUUCUAUCUAUGUAAUUGCGUCAUUAAGGAGGCUGUCGAAAUGAUAAUAGUGUAUAAAAGCGACUAUGGCUGACCUGUGUAGUGUGCAUUAGAAAAAUAACGAGCAUUACAUAGUUAUAUAUCAUUGUUACAUAGUUUUGUGUUUUUAUCUCUAUGAUGGCAUCUAAAUUAAUCACGGAAUAUAAAUUCAUUACGUCACCUAGAUCAAUAGUUUAAAAGUAUUUCAUAAUUCCAAAUGAGAAGUAGCUCCAUCAAAGUAGCUUAUAAUAAUGUUAAAGAAUAUUGCAGUAUAUAAAAUAUAUGAAGUAAAGUAAAGAGAUAGAGUAAAAGAGAAGGUUUAUGAAGAUGAGGAAUCGUGCUCUUCACGUGUUUAUCCCUUUAGUAACUUUCUUCAACUAAAUUAUUCAUGUAUGCAAUCACGAGUAGUCAUGAAGUAUCCGUGUUUAAGAUCGUAUUCCAUGUUCGUGUUCCAAUACACAACUCGAAUUCACUCCAUCACUAACACACACACACACACACACACACACACAAGAAGCAAGAUGUGCCUUAAGUUGAGAUGUAUACAAAUGUUGUUACUUCUGCCACCACCCACUCGAAGAACAAAAAGACUCUUCAUCACCUUCCUAAUUUCCUUCUAUUUCACACUAAUUGGUUCAUGUCACGGGUACUUAUUUCUAUCCGGGGAGCCAAUAACACACACACACACACACACACACACACACACACACACACACACACACACACACAUACUACGUCACACUUAUUUUUUCUUCCUUAUUAAGAAAAAAAACAGAUUUUUCUACAUUUUUUCUCUUUUUAUUCUUCUGUCUGUAUUUCCAUCAGUCUCCUUCGCAAGACACAGAAGGAGAGAGGUAGUGGUGGUGGUGGUGGUGGUGUAAGGGCACAGUAUAACUCUGAGAAAAGGACCCGUUUCUCCCUUAUCCUUUAUCCCUCCUUCCCUUUCUCCCCUCCAGAAGAGAGAGAGAGAGAGAGAGAGAGAGAGAGAGAGAGAGAGAGAGAGAGAGAAAGGGAGGAGGAGUAACAAGGUCCCAUCACACACACGGGUGACAAAGUCUUCCACAGUGGUCAGCCGGGCUCCCAUUUUCUGUAUAUACUGUACACUUGGCGUCGCCCUCAGCGGCCGGGCAAUAAAUGAAUCCACGACA